Messenger RNA from Rhododendron vialii, 2172 nucleotides. Its product is annotated as vacuolar cation/proton exchanger 2-like. The record is from RefSeq and is a predicted model, not a curated record. NCBI's taxonomy places the organism in Eukaryota, Viridiplantae, Streptophyta, Magnoliopsida, Ericales, Ericaceae. The transcript is spliced from 8 exons. Gene Ontology annotation, biological process: intracellular calcium ion homeostasis; calcium ion transmembrane transport. The coding region runs from base 678 to 1847 and encodes 389 amino acids. Gene Ontology annotation, cellular component: plant-type vacuole membrane. Gene Ontology annotation, molecular function: calcium:proton antiporter activity.
CUUAUUUCAUUGGUGUGGAAGAUUUGAAAUUGUCAUUUGAUUUGAAUUUUUUCGGUUGGUAAAUUUUUUAUAAUUUGACUAUCCUAGCCGUAGGUUGUGAUGGUAAUGAAUUGCCAAUUGAAGCACAACCAUUGACGAUGACUAUACAAAUUAUGUGACUAUUGAAAAAGGCAUUGGAGAUGUGGAGAGGGUUAUAAUUGGAAGAUUGAUUUAUUUUGCAUGCUAAUCAAAAUGAAUUCUCUAAGUUGUUUUGUUAUACGAGAUACAUAGAUAGGAUGCAAUUUUACUUUCAUCCUUCAAGAUGGACUUAGCUCAUCUUCUAUUUCAAAUUUUCAAUUCACAUCACACAUUUUGUAACUUCUUUUAAUGGUGAUGACUUAGCAUGCAACAGGAAUUUUGCCAUCUUAAUGUGGUUGACCUUACGUUAGAUUUGCGACUAUCCUUUCCCUUGUUGGGGAGAAAACAUGGCAUGUUCCAUGACGGUAUCCAUUGCAAGGUUGGCGGCGGCAGUUGCUUGCCCAACUUGACAUACAGCUGUUCUGCAUUUUCUACUAUUUUGAGAUUGUUUUGUUGUAUAAGUGACAAACUUAGGACCAGUGAAAUGCUUCCAAACUGGAGUAAUUUGAUUAAAAAUAAAUUGUUAUGUUCUAUCAAUUACCUCCUAUUCUCGUAGUCAGAUGUGCUUCCGGUUGACUCGAUGCAUUGAGGUUGAUUCUUCCAUAUGUAGGGUCUUUGAGAUGGGACAUGUGGAGGAGAAGAUAGACCUCGAGUCUGAUGAGGAGAUCCCCUUCAACUCAUUACAAACUAUGAGUAAAGCACACAAUUUUGAUUUUGAGGCCACUCAGGUUGGGUCACAAGCGAUUCCUUCCACUUCGUGGGUUGAGCAGAUGCGCUUCAGACCUCUUAGGAGUGUUUACAUCGUGUUAAUAAAAGCAAAGAUUAACGUGUUGCUUCCAUUUGGGCCCCUUGCAAUCUUGCUGCACUAUCUUACUGGAAACCAUGGAUGGGUCUUCUUCUUCAGUUUGUUGGGUAUUGCACCUUUAGCCGAGCGUUUGGGUUAUGCAACUGAGCAGCUAGCAUUCUAUACGGGACCGACAGUUGGGGGCCUUUUAAAUGCUACAUUUGGCAAUGCAACCGAAAUGAUCAUAUCAAUAUACGCUUUGAAGCAUGGGAUGAUUAGGGUAGUUCAACAGUCAUUAUUGGGGUCUAUCUUGUCAAAUAUGCUAUUAGUGCUCGGAUGUGCCUUUUUCACUGGUGGGAUCAUUCAUAAUGAGAAAGUGCAGCGUUUCAAUAAGGCAGCUGCUGUGGUGAACUCAGGAUUGUUGUUGAUGGCUGUUAUGGGAAUAUUGCUUCCAGCAGUACUUCAUUUCACACACACAGAGGUGCACUUUAGAAAAUCAGAGUUGGCUCUUUCUAGAUUUAGCAGCUGUAUAAUGCUGGUGGCAUAUGCAAGCUACCUUUUCUUUCAGCUGAGAAGUCAGCACAAGUUUAAUGAUUCUGUGGAUGCCGUUCCUGUUGAAGAAAGAAACAGUACAGAAGAUUCUGAUGUAGAAGAGGUUGCUGAUAUUACUCAAUGGGAAGCAAUUGGGUGGCUUUCUAUUCUGACUUUGUGGGUGUCUAUACUAUCAGGAUACCUUGUUGAUACUUUGCAGAAGCAUUAUCUGGGAGUUCUGGAAGAAUUGAAAGUCAAUCUUUGCUUAUGUGUAACAUGGAACCCAUCCUUGUUAGUGAAGGAUCAAGAAGAUAUAUGUGACUAUCUGAAGCAACCACAAUAUAAAGUGUACAGUUUCAGCAUCAGUCCACCCUCCUUCAGCGAAAUAGGAUUUGGAAACCUCUUUUUUCAUUGAAAAAGCUCGAGGAUUCAAAAUCAGUGAUCAUGCUAGCAAACUGGCUUCAGUUCAGGCUGCAUCUUAGAGCCCAGGCUCAUCAAGUAUGACCUGAAUGUAUAGUUCAUGUUGACUUCUGGACAAUGAUUUCUUUUGGCUAAAUACUGGACAAGGAUUUCGCUUUGGACUUAGAAUUUAGCAGCCUCCCUUUGGGCAGGAAUUGUCAAGCGACUCAAGCUCUCUUUUAUGCUGCUGAUAAACAAAUAAAGCUCUUUUCCGGAUCUGAGAAUUGAGGGGAUAGUCAAUUUACACAAGCAGUUGAUGGUUUCAUUGUUUUGAUGUACUU